Molecule: messenger RNA, 789 nt
Organism: Hippopotamus amphibius kiboko
Lineage: Eukaryota; Metazoa; Chordata; Mammalia; Artiodactyla; Hippopotamidae
Gene: IL2
Product: interleukin 2
Exons: 4
Coding region: 48-512 (154 amino acids)
Biological process (GO): immune response
Cellular component (GO): extracellular region
Molecular function (GO): growth factor activity; interleukin-2 receptor binding
Source: RefSeq, a predicted model, not a curated record
AUCAGCCUCUCUAAUCACUACUCACAGUAACCUCAACUCCUGCCACAAUGUACAAGAUGCAACUCUUGUCUUGCAUUGCACUAACUCUUGCACUCGUAGCAAACGGUGCACCUACUUCAAGCUCUACAGAGAACACAAAGAAUCAAGUGAAGUCACUGCUGCUGGAUUUACAGUUGCUUUUGAAGGAAGUUAAAAAUUACGAGAACCUCAAGCUCUUCAGGAUGCACACAUUUAAAUUCUACAUGCCCAAGAAGGUUACAGAAUUGAAACAUCUUCAGUGUCUGGCAGAAGAACUCAAACAUCUGGAGGUCGUGCUAAAUCUAGCUCAAAGCAAAAACCAGAACUCAACAGAUAUCAAGGAUUUAAUGGACAAUAUCAAUAGAAUAGUUUCGACACUAAAGGGAUCUGAAACAAGAUUCACAUGUGAAUAUGAUGAUGAGACAGUAACCGCUGCAGAAUUUCUGAACAAAUGGAUUACCUUUUGUCAAAGCAUCUACUCAACAAUGAGUUGAUAAUUAAGUGCCUCCCAUUUUAAACGUAUCAGGCUUUCUAUUUAUUUAAAUAUUUAAAAUUUAUAUUUAUUUUUUGAUGUAUGGUUUUCUACCUUUUGUAACUAUUAGUCUUCAGAUGAUAAAUAUGGAUCUUUUAAGAUUCUUUUUGUAAGCCCUACGGGCUCUAAAAAAUUCACUUAUUUAUCCUAAAGUAUUUAUUUUUAUAUUGAACUGUUAAAGAUAAUGUCUAUGUAGGUCAGUUAAUAAAAUUAUUUAAUAAAGUUGAUGAAUAAAAACA